Helobdella robusta is the source of this 753-nucleotide messenger RNA. RefSeq lists its product as hypothetical. Gene Ontology annotation, biological process: positive regulation of kinase activity; protein phosphorylation; multicellular organism development. Gene Ontology annotation, cellular component: signaling receptor complex. The transcript is spliced from 5 exons. The record is from RefSeq and is a predicted model, not a curated record. NCBI's taxonomy places the organism in Eukaryota, Metazoa, Annelida, Clitellata, Rhynchobdellida, Glossiphoniidae. Gene Ontology annotation, molecular function: ATP binding; transmembrane receptor protein tyrosine kinase activity. The annotation marks the transcript as partial.
AUAUGGAACCACACGACCCCUGUAGCCAUCAAGACGUUGAAGGAAGGAACCAUGGAGGUGGAGAAGUUCCUGGAGGAGGCUGCAAUCAUGAAGAAACUCAGGCACAACAGGCUGGUGAAGUUGUAUGCUGUGUGUUCUACGUACGAACCAAUUUACAUAGUGACCGAGUUCAUGGCUCAUGGCUCUCUACUGCAGUACUUGCGAGACGACAAGGGCCGGCGAUUGAAGUGGAAUGAUCUCGCCGACUUCGCUACUCAACAGGUUGCAGAUGGCAUGAAGUACAUCGAGGAGAACAAGUACAUCCACAGGGACCUGGCGGCCAGGAACAUCCUGGUCGGCAGUUGUGGCGCCGUCAAGAUCGGCGACUUCGGGUUGGCCAGGGUUAUUAACGACGACCUCUACGAAGCCAAACAGGGUUCGAAGUUCCCCAUAAAGUGGACCGCCCCAGAGGCGGCCAUGUACGGCAAGUUCACCAUCAAGUCGGACAUCUGGGCCUAUGGAGUGCUCAUGGUGGAGAUCUUCACCUACGGACAGAUUCCAUACCCUGGCAUGAGCAACUGUGAGGUGAUCGCCCAGUUGGACCGUGGCUACAGACACCCGAAGCCGCCCUCCUGCUCGCCUGAGAUGUACGAAAUAAUGAAGAUGUGCUGGAAGAAGGAGCCUGAAGAGAGGCCAACCUUUGAGUACCUCUACUCUGUUAUGGAUGACUUCUCCGUAGCCACACAAGCUACCUACAACCCCAUUGAUGAUUGA